Messenger RNA from Dimorphilus gyrociliatus, 2178 nucleotides. The record is from the annotation of a GenBank genome assembly. Lineage: Eukaryota; Metazoa; Annelida; Polychaeta; Dinophilidae.
AGUUAGCAGACGACGCAUAAACAACAUUCCUGAGGUUGUUCGAAUUCAAUAUUCGGAACAACUAUAUUUUCUUAAAAAUUCCAAUAAUUUACUUUGUUCAAGCCAUAAAACUGUAGCAAAAUGUCUACGGAAAAGUUAAAAUAUAUUAUAAGCCAGCUGUCUCAGCCACCUUUCAAGAAAACGUACAAUAUGAUUAGUUUCAACAACUUGGAACCUUUGCAACUUCUGCAAGUGGUAUCUGAUGUUCUAGCUGAAAUAGAUUCACAGCAUAAUGUAGAUAUUCGAGAAGAAGCGGCCGAGGACACAGCUAUAAGAAUAUUUAAUUUUCUUAAAAUUAUGAAAUAUAGGCAUCCUGGUGGAGAGGAAGAACAAUCAAGAUUUAGACAAGGGCUUGUUUCUGGUGACAAACCUAUUAUUUAUGUUAUCCUGGAAUGGUUAUUAUCCAGAAUUGAUGACUUGAAAAAAAGAGCUUAUCUGGCAAAGUACUUGGUUAAAAUUAACAUUCCCCCUGAAUUUAUGCAGGACGAUGAAGUAACUGAUUUGUUUACGCAAUAUUCAGCUUACAUGGAAGAGUUUAAAGAAAUUCAUAAACAAGUUGAACAGCUACGAUCCAGUGGUUUUAAUACUGAUGAUAUAAAAAGGGAUAUUGCGAGUAUGGAGGAUGAAAAGGAGCAAUUAAUGAGAAGAGUUGAUAAGCUAAAAAAAAAGGUUGAAGGGGCACCAAACUCUGGUCCAAUGUUGGCCGUUGCCCGUAAACUUCAUGAAGAGAAGGAUAGAGAGGCUAAAUUAAAUCAGCAAAAGUUAGAAGAAAAGAAUUUGCUGAUACAUUGCGAUCAACGAAUAAGCAGGCUCCAAAACCAAUUAAAGGAUGCUCGACAGACAUCAAUUGGAGCAACUCCUCAAUCUCUACUGCAAAGAAUAGAAGAAGAAAAUAAGACAAAUACUUAUUUAGUUAAAGAUAAACUACCUAAGGAAAUAUCAAUACUGAAGAAGACAGUUAACGAUUUACAAAAAGUGGUAUCCGAACCAGCCAUGGGUCAAUCAGAUUUAGAAAAUAUAAAUAGACAAAUAAAGGAGACUAAUGCUGAAAUCAAUCAAUUGAUUGAAAAGAGAAUGGUAUCGGGUGACCCACUUGAUGAUAAACUAUCCCUUUUUCGACAACAGGCAGCUAUCAUUGCUAGAAAGAAGGAAACAGCUGCUGAAAGCCUUAGAGAAGCGAGAGAAGAGAUUCAUUCGGCACAAAUUGAAAUAGAAGAAAAGAGGAAUCUUUUAAAUGCCAAUUCGGGUGAGGAGGUCUUAAAGGGAGAUGAGUUCAAGCGAUAUGUGAAUAAUUUGAGAACCAAGAGCACUACUUAUAAGAAAAAGAGGGCCGAACUUGCAGAAUUAAGAUCUGAGCUGGGAGUUCUUGGUAGAACGGAAGAAAUUCUCAAAAAUCGUCAUCAUGAUAUUCAAAGGCAAUUGGGAAAAAUUGAAAAAAAGCAUGGUGUUUCGGGAUUUAGAGAAACUCAAGAAAAAUUGGAAAACAUCUCAGGUGCCAAGCAAGAAGUUGACGAAAUGAAGGGGAAAACUUUGGAAGAUAUUUCUGUUAUGGUCAAAAAGUUUAAUAACAAAAUUGCUGAAAAGAAAAAUAGUCUAGCUCCUAUUAUAAAAGAACUUAGACCUUUGAGACAAAAAGCUCAGGAGAUGCAAGCAGAGCACGAUCAGCAUAAGAGAGUUUAUGAUACACAAGCUGCUGGAUUCGAAAGUAAUAGAUCAAAGUUGGAACAAGAGGUUAGAGCUCUAAGAGAAGAGUGUUCAGCAGAAGAGUCAAGAUUGCAUUAUUUGAAUAUCAUGCGAGAAAUAACAAGUUCUCAGCAAGAACGUAUAAACGCCGAAAUGAAAUUAUAUACUUCUAGUAAUAUGCAAGAAAAGAAGAGAUCUCUUCGCGAUCAGUUCACAAGAAAGAUCCAGGAUCAGGAAAAUCUUGGUAAAAGUUUAAGGGAGAAGCAAAAAUCCAUUAAAGAAGGACAUAGUGGCAACUUGAAUCAAAUGUCAAUGUGGAGAGAUUUUCAAAGGAUAAUGGAUAUGAAAUUAUCCUUAAGUGGUCUAGGGUCUGGAGAUGGCUCUGGACAACAGUCUGGAUCGAAAUUCAGUGCAACUGAAGCGGACGCGCUGGCUGCAGAUCAAUUAGUUUUGUAA